CGAGGCCGCCAGAUGUUGGGGCAGCGCCGGCGGCGGCGGCGGGAGCGAGGAGCGGCGGCGCUGGGCAGAGGCGAGGGCGCCGCUGGCCCGCGCCCCCCACGGCCGCUCCCGCUGGAGUUCGCAGGGGACCCGGCGCGCCUGGCGGAGGCUCCGGCGCGGGAUGCACAGCGCUCGGCUUGACAGCUUCCUGGGCCAGCUCCGCGGGGAACUGCCGUGUGGCCGGGACACGGGCUCACCCCCAAUGCCUGGCCCCCUCCCGCUGCCCCCCAAACCCGGCCCCGGGGCCCACCACCGGCUCAGGGCCUCUGACGCUGUGGAAGAGGACUCGGUCUGCUGUGUGGAGGAGGAAGAGGAGGAAGGUGUGGUGGCAGGGGACAGCCGUGUGGCCUGGGAGGGCCCUCGGGAGCCCACCUUGGACUGGGACUCGGGCUUCUCCGAGGUGUCAGGCAGCACCUGGCGAGAGGAAGAGCCGCCUGCCCUCCGGCACCCUGCACCCCCAGCGUGGCGCCCCCACAGGCAGCGCCUCUCCGCCAGCGGCCUCCCCCUGCCCAGCGGGGCCCCCGUGGCCAGGGUGCCACCUGCCCACCGGCCACGGCCCAAGUCCACCCCGGACGCCUGCCUGGAGCACUGGCGGGGCCUGGAGGCUGAGGACUGGACAGCGGCCCUGCUGAGCAGAGGCCGGAGCCGCCAGCCCCUGGUGCUGGGGGACAACUGCUUCGCUGACCUCGUGCACAACUGGAUGGAGCUGCCCGAGGCGGCAGGCGAGGGGGACCGUGCGGGGGCACCCCGUGCCCGUGCUCGGCCCCCCCAGUUCUUGCUGGGCCUCUCGGAGCAGCUGCGGCGCCAGCUGGCCAGGGCCCGCCGGGCAGCCGUGGCGGGAAAGCGCCUGUCGUGCCCCCCUCGAGCAGAGCCCGAGCUGCCCACGGACACCUCCCGCUUCGCCGCCCUCAUGAGCUGCCGCAGCCGCCAGCCCAUCAUCUGUACCGACGUCAUCAGCUACCUCUGACCCCGCCCCCAGCGCCGGACAAUAAAGACCUUGCUCUGGACCAGGGGUGGGCAAACUUUUUGACUCGAGGGCCACAAUGGGUUCUUAAACUGGACCGGAGGCCGGAACAAAAGCAUGGAUGGAGUGUUUGUGUGAACUAAUAUAAAUUCAAAGUAAACAUCA
Molecule: messenger RNA, 1168 nt
Organism: Myotis myotis
Lineage: Eukaryota; Metazoa; Chordata; Mammalia; Chiroptera; Vespertilionidae
Gene: INKA1
Product: inka box actin regulator 1
Exons: 2
Coding region: 161-1006 (281 amino acids)
Cellular component (GO): nucleus
Molecular function (GO): protein serine/threonine kinase inhibitor activity; protein kinase binding
Source: RefSeq, a predicted model, not a curated record